Molecule: messenger RNA, 1907 nt
Organism: Catharus ustulatus (Swainson's thrush)
Lineage: Eukaryota; Metazoa; Chordata; Aves; Passeriformes; Turdidae
Product: olfactory receptor 5V1-like
Exons: 1
Coding region: 841-1773 (310 amino acids)
Biological process (GO): G protein-coupled receptor signaling pathway
Cellular component (GO): membrane
Molecular function (GO): G protein-coupled receptor activity; olfactory receptor activity
Source: RefSeq, a predicted model, not a curated record
UGGGCAGGGUGGGCAGCAGCAGCUCUGGCUGUAAGUGCCCAGCACAUGUCACCUCCAUCAGCCCUUGGCUGAAAUUCUGAAUUGUAAAUGCUUCCUUGUGCCUCCUCCAGCUCUUGACAUGGUGAUCACAGCUCCACGUGACAGCAAAACCCUUGUGUCAGGGUGAAAAUUGAAACACGACAAUGGAAAAAAGGUUGGAAUUUCCAGGAGAUCCCUGAUGGCUUAAAUUUCCCUGUGGCUCAACAAACCUCAUGUGAUGAGUUGCUCUUUGUUGAACCUGUACUUUCGUACAGUGGAACCCCUGAUUUGUGAGAGCUGGUUAUUACAAAGUAGGAAACAGGAUAAAGAAAAAAAAAGUUUUUAAACUGGUGCAUGGUGAUGUCAUAUCCCUAUCCCAGGGCUGAGGAAGAGUCAAGCUUAGUGGCUGUGGCAUCUAGGCAAUGCAGUGACCUGUCCAGGGGCAGGGAAAUAUUUAUGCACCAUAAAUACAUCCAGGAGGGGGACACAUGCUUGGAAUAGUAAUGAGGAAUAGGGGCUGGGUAGGCAAAGAACUCCAGGAGGUGUGGGUGGAUGGGUGGAUGCCCCGUGCUCUUGGGUUUGUCUGUGUGCUUCUUCUGCAGUCAGGUUCCCAGCGCUGGAUGGCAGGCAGCUCUUUGGACUCCAAAAUCCCAGCAUCUGAGAAAUCUGACCUCAGGAAAUGUUCGCCCACUAGGGAGAUGGGAUCAGAGCCAUACCUCUAGUGACCCCCGUGCUUGAUGUGGGACUGUGCUCUAGUCCCCUGGCUCACAGUCCUCCCUCCUCCUCUGCCCAAGGACUGACCCAGCUCGCCCCACAGCAGGUAUGAACCAGACACAGGUGACAGAGUUUGUGCUCCUGAGCUUUUCCUACGGCCGGCCCUUCCUCUUUGCUCUUUUCCUGGCCAUUUACCUGGCCACACUGCUGGGCAACGCUGCAAUCCUCUUCCUCGUGUGCCUGGAUCCCCAUCUCCACAGCCCCAUGUACUUCUUCCUCAGUCACCUGUCCUGCCUAGACCUUUGCUACUCGUCAGUGACGGUGCCCAAGAUCCUGGCGAACGCUGUGCGCCCGGAGGCCACCAUCUCUCGCGGCGGGUGCCUGGCGCAGGCCUUCUUCCUGAUGUGGUGCGCGGGGGCCGAGUGCGCGCUGCUGGCCCUCAUGGCCUACGACCGCUGCGCUGCCGUGUGCCAGCCCCUGCGCUACGCCCAGCUCCUGGGCCACGGCACCUGCGUGACAGCUGCUGCCAGCUGCUGGCUCUGGGGGCUGCUGGACUCGGCCGUGCACACCCUCCUGGCCGCCCGGCUCUCCUUCUGCGGGGCCCGGCUGCAGCACAUCUUCUGCGACGUGCCGCCGCUGCUGGGGGCUGCCUGCAGCAACACGCGCCCCAACGAGCUGGCCCUGCACAUCUCCAGCAUCUUUGUGGGACUCAGUCCCUUCCUGCUCGUCCUAAUCUCCUACCUUUACAUCCUGGCCACCAUCCUCAGGAUGCCACUGGCCACCAGCCGGCACAAGGCCUUCUCCACCUGCUCUGCACACCUGCUCGUGGUCACCCUGUACUUCGCGGCAGCCAACCUGAACUACAACCGGCCCAGCUCGGGCUACUCCCCAGCAGCCGACACGCUGGUGUCCGUGCUGUACUGCAUCGUCACCCCCAUGCUCAACCCGCUCAUCUACAGCCUGCGCAGCCAGGAGGUGAGGGGGGCCCUGCGGAGGGCUCUGCGGCUCGGGGGCACGCCCGGCUCCCCCAGCAACGCCUGAGCAGUGCCAGGGCCGCCACGGGCUGCCAGCCUGCUGGGACAGCUGUGACAGCACCGCCAGCCUGCUGGGACAGCCGUGACAGCGCUGCCAGCCUGCUGGGACAGCUGUGACAGCACCGCCAGCCUGCUGGGACA